Messenger RNA from Lactuca virosa, 2285 nucleotides. Lineage: Eukaryota; Viridiplantae; Streptophyta; Magnoliopsida; Asterales; Asteraceae. The record is from the annotation of a GenBank genome assembly.
UCAUCUCAUGAAUGUUUUCUUUUCAAUAGCAUUCGAUUCUGUCCAUUUUCAUGUUAUACGAUUUUAGUGUUGUUUCGCUCUCCUCUCCUGUAGUGCUUAAAUUAAAUGUCAGGUGAUUCACCGGAGGGGACAACCAUCUCCAGUCGCCGGAGUACCGUCCGCGUCGUAGUUCUCGGUGAUCAUGCGACUGGUAAAUCAAGCCUAAUCACCGCAGCUGCCUCCGAUACUUUUCCCGAAAAUGUUUUACCUGUUCUUCCUGUCACUCAUCUUCCUGCCGACUACUUCCCCGAUGGCAUUCCCGUCACAAUCAUUGAUACUCCAUCUAGUUUGGAAGAUAAAGGUAAGGUAGAGGAAGAACUGAAGCUAGCCGAUGCAAUAGUAUUAACGUAUGCGUGUGAUCAACCUGAAACCCUCACUCGCCUUCAGAACUUUUGGCUUCCUGAAAUUCGGCGCCUAAAGGUAAAGAUACCAGUGAUUGUGGUUGGAUGCAAGUUAGAUUUGCGCGAUGAACACUACCCUAUUAAUCUAGAGCUGGUGAUGGGUCCAAUUAUGCAACAGUUUAGGGAGAUCGAGACUUGUAUAGAGUGUUCUGCAGCUAACCUUGUCCAGGUAACUGAGGUCUUCUAUUAUGCUCAAAAGACAGUGCUUCAUCCAACAGCCCCCUUGUUUGAUCAAGAAUCUCAAACUUUGCAGCCUCGCUGCAUAAGAGCAUUAAAAAGGAUAUUUUUACUUUGUGAUCAUGAUAUGGAUUCUGCCCUGAAUGAUGACGAGUUGAAUGAAUUUCAGGUUAGGUGUUUCAAUGCUCCUCUUCAACCUUCUGAAAUAGUGGAUGUUAAGAGAGUAGUGCAAGAAAAGGUACCUGAAGGGGUCAAUCGUCUUGGGCUUACUCUAAAAGGAUUUCUGUAUCUUCAUGCCCUAUUUAUAGAAAAAGGUCGCCUUGAGACUACAUGGACUGUUUUACGUGAAUUUGGGUACAAUGAUGAUCUUGAACUCGAGAAAGAAAAUCUUCCUGUUCCAUCUGAAAAGGCUCCUGAUCAGAGUGUUGAAUUGACGAGUGAAGCUGUUGACUUCUUGAAAGGGAUUUUCAGAUUGUUUGAUUCUAACAAGGAUGGAGCUCUACAAGAUUCUGAACUUGAUGAGAUGUUUUCAACUGCACCAGAAAGGUGGGGUCCAUGGAAUGAAGCUCCUUACAAGGAUUCUGUUGAAAGAACUGAACUAGGAGAUCUUACACUUUCUGGGUUUCUCUCUCAGUGGGACCUAAUGACAUUAAUUGACCCACCUCAAAGUUUGGCCUAUUUGAUAUACCUAGGAUACACCGGUGAUCCUGCAACAGCCUUUUGUGUUACUAGGAAAAGAUCCUUAGAUUUUAAGAAGCAACAUACUCAAAGACAUGUUUUUCAAUGCUUUGUUUUUGGACCCAAAAAUUCUGGCAAAUCUGCAUUGUUGACUUCAUUUGUGGGAAGGCCUUUCCAAAGCAAAUAUAACUUAACAAGCGAUCAAUGUUAUACAGUGAACACUGUUGAUCAACUUGGGGGGACUAAGAAGACUCUUAUAUUGCAUGAAAUUCAAGAAGAUGAUGUUAAAGAAUUGCUAUCCAGUAAGGAGUCAUUAGCUGCCUGUGAUGUAGCAGUUUUUCUUUAUGACAGUUCGGAUGAGCAUUCCUUGAAAAGAGCAUCAGAACUACUGAUGGAUGUAGCCAUGAAAGGAGAAGAUAGCGAGUAUGCUGUCCCUUGUCUCUUAGUUGCAGCUAAAGACGACUUACAUCCGUAUCCAACAUCACUCAAAGAUUCAGAAAUGAUAUGUCUGACUAUGAAAAUAGACGCACCAAUCCGCAUGAGCGUGAAAGAAAAAGAUACAAAUGAUGCAUUCCUCAGAAUUGUUAAUGCUGCUGAACGAUGUCAUUUGAGUGUUCCCGAAACCGAACACGGGAGAAACAAGAAGCAUUACCAACAACUUGUCAACCGUUCUCUCGUUAUUGCUUCUGUAGGAGCUGCUGUUGCUGUAGUUGCAUUUGCAGCAUACCGAGCUUAUGCUUUAAGGAAGAGUAACUCUGCCAGUUAAGUAAAGGCUUAGCUACACCGAAGGAGUCAAAAUAAGCGGUUUCUUACUCUCCAUUUAUACUUACAUUUUUAAAUUAAUUGCUAAUUAUAGAAAAAUAGUUAUUGGACCCAUUUUUUUUUAACUUCCGUUUUGGUUUUACGUAGUUUUAGCCAUGUCAUGUUAUUCAUAACUCCGUUGCUCAAAAAAUGUCAUUGUAUUUUUUUUAUGAUUAAAUAGUAUUGUAC